Messenger RNA from Cavia porcellus (domestic guinea pig), 6622 nucleotides. RefSeq names its product SANT and BTB domain regulator of CSR (gene Sanbr). The record is from RefSeq and is a predicted model, not a curated record. The transcript has 23 exons. NCBI's taxonomy places the organism in Eukaryota, Metazoa, Chordata, Mammalia, Rodentia, Caviidae. The coding region runs from base 2612 to 4768 and encodes 718 amino acids.
CCGCGCGUCGGGCUCCCUCCCGCCCCGCCGGAGCUCGCUGCUCAUUGGCUCCGCUGCCAUAGUGCUGGCUAGCGAUUGGCCGGAUGGCAUCGGCUCGGCGCUUUAACCCGCCCCCAGCCCCUGGAGCUGGUGCCGGGCCACCGCCUUAGAGCGGUCGCCGGGGUGGGCGGCGCGUGCGGGUACCGCGCGGGGUUGCGGGUUGUGUCUCGCGGGCUCCUUGGCAAGACAGCGGGCGGGCGCUGGCUGCUGCUCGUGACAGAGGCGCAGGGAAGGCCUCUUUGGCCCUUUGGAGAAGAGAAAAUUGAAGCACAGAUAAAAUCCGAACUAGGUAAUACCUUAAAAAGUAAGACUGGAUGCAACCUUAGACAGUCUGCCUCUGGACCUACACACACAACUCCUACAGUGCACUGACCUUUCAAUAAGUUUGUUCAGCAGUCAUCUUUCAUUCAAUAUGACAGCGCAGCUGGAGGAUUUAAAGUCAUGCUGAGACUGUGAAGGCUGAUAACGGGAGGCUGCAAAUCCCGCGCCUUUAAAUCAGCAAACUGACCCGUGGACCCAACAGGAAAAGCUGUGUUGGCUUUUGGUGACUGCUAGAAACUGAGACCUGGGACCCUGAGAAGCAGCCAGGACUGCCCCGCUGCACCAGAAGAGAUUGUGAAAGGUUCUGGAGCUCCGAAGCCGAACGCUGUGCAGUUUUCUGACCAUUCCACGCUGUGCCGAGACCGCAGGGAGGGCGAGAGGCGUGGUGUGCAGUAGACCCAAGAGGAGGACCUGCACCGAACCCUGAUGAGUACUGGAGACCCCGCGGCUGCUGGGGUUGGCCAGAGAACAUCUUGGAACUGGGCAGUGCCCGCCACCACGGGGACAUCAAUAACACAGAGAGUCUGGCGGCAGACAUCUUAGAGUUGGGCAGAACCUAUAGCUCGGUGACAUUACCAAGUCCCCCUGUAGGGAGGGCUGGUGGAGGACGUCUUGAAAUUGGGCAGAGCCUGACGCUGUGCUGGCUUCAGCGUCAUACAGAGAACUAGUGGAAGACAUCUUGGAUUUGGACAGACCUGUUGUCCUGGUGCUCCUAUCACAGAGAGGUCUGGAAGAGAACAGCUGGGAUUUGGGCAGAACCCUGUGCCAUAGUGACAUUAGUCAGCUGCUUCUGGUACAGAGAGAACUGGCAGGAGCUACUGGGGCUAAACCAAGCCUCUGCUUGGGGCCCAAUAAGCAGAUACAAAAUAGUCACAACUCAGUGACAUCCAGAAAGUACAGCCUUAUUUACAGAUUGACUGGCACAGAGGCUGGAGGCUAGCCUGUACCACCCCUGCAUCCCAGCCUACCCCAGAUAACAGCAAAUUGGGGAGGACAGCAAAAACUCAAGUCAGCACGCUUCUGAAAGGCCCUAAGCAAUACGGAGAGGGCCAGAGGCCGCCAGGACACUCCAGUCUGAAAGAAACCAGAAACAUGACAAGAGAUAAAAAUUUUAAAAAAAAUCUCCAGCUGCCCAACAUGAGAAAAUAAGCCCAGGAGAAGUAAACACUGAAGAGAACAAGCACAGUAACCAUCCAAUACUGGACACAGCUUCAGUCAAAAUUAAAAAAUACCUUCAUGACCUCAUAGAUGAAUUUAAAGCUGUACUCCUGAUCCAAAUGAGGCAAGAUAUAAAGAGAUUAAUUAAAGAAAUGACAAGUCCCACCCAAGAGAACACAGAUGGAAGAACUGAGGAAAUCAGAAAAGAAAGAGAAACUUCUGAAGAAGAAUUUAAACAUAACUUAGAAUACAUGAAACAGAUCCAAAGAGAAUACCAGGAAACUAAAAACUCCAUUGAACACUGGCAAAAUGCCUUGACAGAAACUAAAGACAGCCUUCUGAAACUUGAAGAGAGAUUUAUGGCAUAUGAUUGUGAAAGAAAAAGCCUCUUAAAAAUAACAAGGAACCAGAAAGAAACAAUUCAAAGACUACAAGAUGACAAAAAGAUACAUAACUUAAGAAUAAAGAAUGUGAGUGAGGAAGCAGGAGCAACCAAAAAUGAAAUACAAAGAAUAUUCACAGAUAUAUUAAAGCAAAAUUUCCCAUGUAUAGCAAAAAGAAAUGCUAUCCAGAUAAAAGAGGCAUACAGAACACCAGCUACCUACAACCAAAACAGAUCUAUGCCUAGACAUAUGAUAAUCAAGAUUCCAGAAAUCCACCAAAAGAACAGAAUAUUAAAAGCAGCCAGAGAAAAGAUGCAGAUUACCUACAAUGGGAAAAUUAUCAAAAUAACAGCAGACUUAUCAACACAAACUCUUAAGUCAAGAAGGGAGUGGGGAGGAAUAUUCCAAGUCCUGAAAGAAAAUAAUAUGCAACCAAAGCUCAUAUACCCAUCAAAACUCUCUCUCAAAAUUAAUGGAGAAAUAAGAUGCUUCCAAGACAAGGAGGAACUGUGGGAGUUCGUGGCCACCAAUCCAACCCUACAGAGAGUGCUGAAGGACAUUCCAGAGAAAGAGAGGAAGGGAUACCAGGAUUCCAGCAACAGUGGCAGAGAGGCCUCAGUGAACGGGGCAGACAGUGGAAUGAGGGAGUAAGGUGGACAAAUUAUAGCAGAAAAGUGGAGUAGCAGACAUGAGGCAGAGACGUUCAAAAGAUGAGUCGUGGAUAUUCAGAAAACAACAAUUUCCUGAACAAUAACAAUCAAAUGGUACUCGACAUGAUCCUUUAUCCAUUAAUUGGAAUCCCUCAGACCAUCAACUGGGAAAGCAUUGCAAGACUUGUGCCUGGAUUAACACCCAAAGAGUGUGCAAAAAGAUUUGAUGAACUGAAGAGCAGUGGAAGCUCACCUGUUGACAAUCAGUAUAAUCCCCUGAUGGCUGCUGGCGAGAGUCCUGUUGAAACUCUAGCCACAUACAUCAAAUCUUCACUUCUUGAUACACAGGGAGAUUUUCAGGAGACUCCAGUUGGUCAGGAGGCAGUUUCCAAAACAGGAAGACACAGUAUAGCUUCCUCAAGGAAUUGUUCUUCAGAAAGUGAAAAUUGUACUACUCAUAAUGAUGGAGAAAAGACUGAAGAAUCUGAAGGGCCAAACAUGGUGAUUCAUGUAUGUGAUGAAGGAAAAAAUUUGAAAGAAGAUUUUAUUUGCCCACGAGAUCUUUUGAUAUCUGAAAUGAAGUACUUUGCUGAAUAUUUAUCGAUGGAUGCCCAGCGCUGGGAAGAGGUGGACAUUUCAGUUCAUUGUGAUGUUCACAUUUUCAACUGGUUGAUAAAAUAUGUUAAAAGGAAUACAAAGGAGAAUAAAGAUUGUGAGACGCCUACUUUAGAACCUGGGAAUGUCAUUUCAAUUCUUAUUUCUUCAGAAUUUUUGAAAAUGGAUUCACUAGUAGAACAGUGUAUUCAGUACUGCCACAAAAAUAUGAAUGCCAUAGUAGCGACCCCGUGCAACAUGAACUGUAUUAAUGCAAAUCUUCUUACACGAAUAGCUGAUCUGUUCACUCAUAAUGAAGUUGAUGAUUUAAAAGACAAAAAAGAUAAGUUUAGGAGUAAGCUUUUUUGUAAGAAGAUUGAGAGACUGUUUGAUCCUGAGUACCUGAAUCCAGAUUCUCGGAAUAAUGCAGCAACCUUGUAUAGAUGCUGUUUGUGUAAGAAACUUUUAACAAAGGAAACAGAGAGAAGGAUUCCUUGCAUUCCUGGAAAAAUCAAUGUGGAUCGGCAUGGAAACAUCAUCUAUGUUCAUAUAAGAGAUAAGACCUGGGACGUUCAUGAGUAUUUGAAUAGUCUUUUUGAAGAAUUAAAGUCUUGGAGAGAUGUAUAUUGGAGGUUAUGGGGAACAAUCAACUGGCUGACUUGUUCCAGAUGUUUUCAGGCUUUCCUCUGUAUUGAAUUUUCACAUUGCCAGUACCACUCCGAAACGGUAGUUUAUCCUACGGCAGCAAGUUCACUAAGUGCUGCUGGCACUGGAAUUUACCCUUGCUGUAACCAAAAAGUUCUUCGGUUUGAUCCUACUCAGCUUACUAAGGGCUGUAAGGUGAGAGACCACGUGGUUGCCCUUCAUGAUCAAGAUGAAGGAGGGGAUUUGCCCUCUAGUCCAACUGCUAGAACCCUGGAUGAUCUGCAGAAGCACAAAGAUGUCAUCAUUGUACCUUUUUCCAAAGACACAGUUAGUGAUCCUGUGGUUGGCCCCUGUGAUGACAAGUGUCUGGAGUGUGAUGUUUUACUGGAGCCACAAACACCAUGGGGCCCUAAAACUGGGGAGCUCAAUGCUUUCUUGUCUCUGAAAAACUGGACUCUGCAACUAAAACAACAGUCAUUAUUUUCAGAAGAAGAAGAAUAUACCACUGGAUCUGAGGUCACUGAAGAUGAAGUUGGUGAUGAGGAAGAAGUAUCCAAGAAACAAAGGAAAAAGGAGAAACCAAAGAAGUUCACAAAACAACCAAAAAAGCAGAUGUCUUCUCCCUGUGCUCAAAAGAAAGAAAAGCCAUCAGAGAAGUCAGCUUCUAGAGAUGUGUCUCCUUUCAUUGUGAGUAUGCAGAAGAAUAAAUGGGAUGCCACAAGGUCGUUGAGAUUCAACCAGGAUGCACAAAGAGAAGAUGAUCAACGGCGGAUGUCUGAAAUUACAGGGCAUCUAAUAAAAAUGAGAUUGGGUGAUUUGGACCGAGUCAAGUCAAAAGAAGCAAAAGAAUUUGCAGGAGGUAUUUAUUCCAGGCUUGAAGCACAAAUUAAAGCCUCAGUGCCAGUUAGUACACGACAAAGCAGCUCAGAGAAAAACCCAAGGUCCAAAAGUCGCUUUGGUCAAGGGCGUCCUGGAUAAAGAAACUUAAAUAUAAAGACGGAAGGUACUCCUGGACAUCUGGAAUUGCUCACUUCUUGAAGACCUUCAGAAUGAUGACUUCUAGAUGUUUUAUUUAUUAAUUCUUACAAGGCACAUAAUAACAAUGCUGAAAAUGCAUAUAGUUAGGUUUUAUGAAAAUCGAAUUGUAAAUAUAAAAAUCUCUUAAAUCUUAAUUUUUAGUACAAUUCUAGACUGUGUAGAAAAAGCUUAUUUACAAAUUUUGCAUAUUUAAAAUUCCUAAUAUUUAUUAUUCUUUAUUUGAAAGAAAAAUUAAAUUGUUAUAUCGCUAGGUCCUUUUGAGACAUUAAAAACUUUAGGAGUACACAACUGGUCAUGUUCCCGUGCAUGUGCACUGCUGGUACUGUGUCUCUGGGGCUGGAAACCUUGGGGAUAGCAUUGAGAACUGCAGUUUGUAUGCUGAAGUUACCAGGGAUUCUAAUGUUAAGUUUGCAUGAAUGUUAGGGAGUGCAGGUCUCAAGACUGCAGUAAAGUUUCAGGGUGUGAGGCAUUUCAAUAUUGUUAGGCAGAACUUUUUCAGCAUUAAUCCAUGGAAAGUACAGUGUUAAUCCAACUUAACUUCCUUUCAGUUUUUUGAUGCUUACCUGUAGGUCUUCUGAGCUGGAACUACUGAUCAUCUCUUUCCUCUGUGAAGCUAGUGCCGUUACAGUUUUUUUUAAAAUAAGCAUUGGUGGGUUUAGAAUAAUCUUUUCAGCUGUAUAGGACACUCACCAUAACAUUGUUAGUGUAGUGCUCUAAGGUCCAUCCAUAUUUCUAUAGUCAUUUACUUAUAUAGACCUUUAAAACUUUUCAAACUGCUAGUUACUUUAACAGUCUCUGAAAAAUCCUCACAUAUGUUUAUUUAAUAGGUAAAAACUUCCAUGUAUUCGAGAAAAAGCACAAUAAAAUUCUGUUUUACACAUCAUGUUUUAAUUUUUCUAACCAACCAGAAAAGAACACUCAGGGAAAAGUUGUUCCAAACCAUAAGCAUAUUAUAAGUUAUGUGUUUGGAAAUUACUUACAUAUAGAUCUCUGCAAACCUUUAAGAUGCACUGUUUCCUUGGUUUGUUUUCAUCUGCCUUGUAGUUGAAAUGUGUUCAGAUUUAUAAAGAGAACAGACUGAUAUGUGACUGAACAGCCAUCUUUGGAAAUAUUCACGCAUUAUACUUAGUUUACACUUCAGGAAUCAUUGUUUUUAGUUAGUGUUUUGAUUUUGGGGGGAGGCUUUUUUUUUUUUUUUUUUUUUUUUUUUUUUUUUUAUCGGUACCGGGGAUCGAACUCACGACCACACACUUGCAAGGCAGGUGCUUAUGCCGCUGAGCUAAAUCCCCAGCCCUUUAGUUGAUAUUUGAGCUUACUUUUGAUUUGGUAUUUUAUAUGUGGCUUUGCCAAAGUUUUUGAAUUUAUGUUUGGAAAUUUUAUUCCAAUAUAUAUUUGUUUCAGUUGUUUAAUAUUUUGGGAAUAGAGUGUACCAUACUUAUUUCCAAAAGCAAAUGUUUCAUCGUGCAUUUAAAUACCAGAGUCUGAUAAAAGGAUUUAGGUCUAUACAGUGCUGUGAAGCUGACAAUUAAAGAAGGAAGAGAGGCUGUUUUUUAACUUGUGGGAAACCGCACACUGCUGCACUGAGGGACUGUACUACUGAAUUGAUUUUAAAAACCAAAAUUUAAUUCUCUUUAGAAUGCGGUUUUUGUUUUGUUAAUGUCUUUCUGUAAUACUUGCACACACACCACCAACAUUUUACUGAAAUUCUUAACCUCUUUUUGCCGAAUACUUUUGAAGUUACCUUAUGUUAAUUUUGAAUGCACACUUCUUUAAAAUAAAUGUUGAUGACACAGG